UGUUCACAUGCAGUUUCCGUUCCAGAUCCAGUGGGACGAAGGUUUCUUCUUGGACUUUAACCUCUGAAUGUUUUGUCCUUUUACUCUGUAGCUACCUUUACAUCUCCUCCAGCUAUGAGUGCAAUCAUUCCCCGGAUAGAGCAGCUGUCUGCCAGGGUGGUUCGGGUUUUGGGCUGUAACCCGGGACCGAUGACCCUGCAGGGAACCAACACUUACCUGGUCGGCACUGGGGAAAGGCGAGUGCUGAUAGACACCGGAGAACCCGGUGUACCUGAAUACAUCAGCAGUCUGAAACAGGCACUGAACCAGUUCAACACCAGCAUCCAGGAGAUCAUCGUCACACACUGGCAUCACGACCACACAGGCGGCGUGGAAGACAUCUGCAGGGACAUCACCGGUUCUGAGGUCCGAGUCAGCAAACUUCCUCGCUCCAGCCAAGUCAGAGAGACAGCGGGAAACAAAAGCUUUACUUACCUGAAAGACGGAGAUGUUGUCCAGACGGAGGGGGCCACACUCAAAGUGCUGUUCACCCCAGGCCACACUGACGACCACAUGGCCUUGCUGCUGGAGGAGGACCAGGCGCUCUUCUCUGGCGACUGCAUCCUGGGCGAAGGCACGGCCGUGUUCGAGGACCUCUUCGACUACAUGAAGUCUCUGAAGAUCCUGCUGGACUCUGAGGCCGACCUCAUCUACCCUGGUCACGGACCCGUGGUUCAGGAUGCUGGCUCUAAGAUCAGACAUUACAUCAGCCAUCGAGACCAAAGAGAGCAGCAGAUCCUGGCAGCCGUUCAGGAUGGAGCAGGAAAGCCUUUCUCCUCAAUGGAGCUCGUAAAGAUCGUCUACAAGGACACCCCUGAAUACCUGCACCAAGCAGCCAACGUGAACCUGCUCCAUCACUUGAAGAAACUGGAGAAAGAAGGCAAGAUCAGCGUGGCGAACGAAUCUUCACAGAACGUCAAAUGGAAGAGUAACCUGUGAUGCCCUCAGAGAAGAACUUCACUCGAACUGACCGCAGGAUGAUAAUGAAAAUCCAUGUGGUCGAUGAUUUUUCAAAAGAAAGUAAUCAAUUAUGGUUGAACGCCACACAUCUGCUGAUUGACACACGUUAAUGGACAAUCACACUUGUUGCCUUGGAUGUUUCCUGACCAACAACCGUGCUCAGCAGGCCUGAGCUGCAGCCCGUGUUUGUCUGAAGGUCGGCUGAACUUUGCCUGUGCCAGAAUGAGCUCUGUCAUACAAUGUGAUCAAUGUGCCACAGUGCCCCCAUCUGCCUAAAUUAAAUUGCUUCUCUCCCUUUUCUUCUGAUUUGUUGAAGGCAACAAAUUUAGCUUCUUUUGUUGAAUUUAGCAGACUCUAACUCCAACCCUGAACCCAACCGUGUAGAACAUGAUCCUAAACAGCUAUUUGAUUAGUGAAAUAAUCAUUUUAUUAAUGGAGUUUGGUACGCAAUCUUGUCUUUUUCCUCUUGCAGGACUUUGUCAACUAAUGUAAAUCAUCCUUUCAACUCAAGAAGAACAAUUAACCUUCAUAUAAGACAGAUAUUAAGAGGUGUAAGCUUACAAUAAAGUACACGUAGUCCACCAAACCUAAUUUAUAGACCCAAUGUUUUGUCAAAGCAGUCUUCCUUAGGCUUUUAAGCAUGUGCAUAUGUAGGAUAUACAGCAGUAUAGUAAUAUACAGCAUACACUGUAUUGUAUAUCACUGAGUUUUGCUUAUGUGUGAAGUCUUGAGGGUGAACAACAAAACAUUUGUUCUGUUAAUGAACUAUUUGUUAAUGGUUGGCGCCUCCCCAUUACUGGUGUGUGUUCACUUUAUCUCAGGAUAGGUUUUCACAUGCACACUGAGCAGGAUUUUCCUGGACUUUAAUUGUGUUUACCUGGUUAAUAUCUGGGAUGGAGGCACUUAGUAAAGAAAUUUAAAGUAAAUAUUCCAGUUAAGUUCUCAGAGACUGUUGAUGGAUGCUUUUACACAAUGAGGUAUAUAUUUCUAUCCAGACAACCAUUUGGAGUGCUGUCACCUUAUUAAAACUUUUAUUUAAUGUC
This is a messenger RNA of Morone saxatilis (striped sea-bass), 2042 nucleotides long. It is a transcript of the gene lactb2, whose product is annotated as lactamase, beta 2. Gene Ontology annotation, cellular component: mitochondrial matrix. The transcript is spliced from 7 exons. The record is from RefSeq and is a predicted model, not a curated record. The coding region runs from base 115 to 978 and encodes 287 amino acids. NCBI's taxonomy places the organism in Eukaryota, Metazoa, Chordata, Actinopteri, Moronidae. Gene Ontology annotation, molecular function: RNA endonuclease activity; single-stranded RNA binding.